Macaca mulatta (Rhesus monkey) is the source of this 9166-nucleotide messenger RNA. RefSeq names its product tropomodulin 2 (gene TMOD2). Lineage: Eukaryota; Metazoa; Chordata; Mammalia; Primates; Cercopithecidae. Gene Ontology annotation, molecular function: tropomyosin binding. Gene Ontology annotation, cellular component: striated muscle thin filament; cytoskeleton; myofibril. Gene Ontology annotation, biological process: myofibril assembly; pointed-end actin filament capping; actin filament organization. The record is from RefSeq and is a predicted model, not a curated record.
CGGCCGGGAGCCGCCUGUUGAUCGCCGCUCUCGCCCCGGCCACGGCGCCGCCCCUGCUCUCCUGGCCCCGUUCCUCCGGGGCUGACGGACUGACUGCCCGCACCGCCGGCUCCGGGAUGAGUGCACGGACGGCAGUAAUCUAAAGUCUCAGGAAACUGGACCAUUUAAAUGUGCGCAGCCCAUGAGAAAGGCAUAUAAGAAGCCAUGGCACUCCCCUUUCAAAAAGAGCUGGAGAAAUACAAGAACAUUGAUGAAGAUGAGCUUCUUGGCAAACUCUCAGAAGAGGAACUGAAACAGUUGGAAAAUGUUCUAGAUGACCUAGAUCCCGAGAGUGCCACGCUACCAGCUGGAUUUCGACAGAAAGACCAGACACAGAAGGCAGCCACCGGCCCCUUUGACCGCGAGCACCUCCUCAUGUACCUGGAGAAGGAGGCUUUGGAACAGAAAGACAGAGAGGACUUUGUGCCCUUCACUGGAGAAAAGAAAGGGAGAGUCUUUAUCCCUAAAGAAAAGCCUGUAGAAACUCGUAAAGAAGAAAAAGUGACCCUUGACCCAGAACUGGAAGAAGCUUUGGCCAGUGCCUCUGACACCGAACUCUAUGAUCUUGCAGCUGUCCUUGGAGUACACAAUUUGCUCAACAAUCCAAAGUUCGAUGAAGAAACAGCCAACAGUAAAGGUGGCAAAGGGCCUGUCAGAAAUGUUGUCAAAGGUGAAAAGGUAAAGCCAGUAUUUGAGGAACCACCCAAUCCCACAAAUGUGGAAAUAAGCCUGCAGCAGAUGAAAGCCAAUGAUCCUAGCUUGCAAGAAGUCAACCUCAACAACAUUAAGAACAUUCCAAUUCCAACCCUGAGGGAAUUUGCAAAGGCUCUGGAGACCAACACUCACGUGAAGAAGUUCAGCCUGGCCGCAACUCGCAGCAAUGACCCUGUGGCCAUUGCUUUUGCAGACAUGCUGAAAGUAAACAAGACUUUGACAAGUCUAAACAUAGAAUCCAAUUUUAUCACUGGAACUGGAAUCCUGGCCCUGGUAGAGGCACUGAAAGAAAAUGACACCUUGACAGAGAUCAAGAUUGACAACCAGAGGCAGCAGUUGGGAACAGCUGUAGAGAUGGAAAUUGCCCAGAUGCUGGAGGAGAAUUCAAGGAUCCUCAAGUUUGGAUACCAGUUUACCAAGCAAGGGCCACGAACAAGGGUGGCAGCUGCCAUCACAAAGAAUAAUGACCUGGUUCGUAAGAAGAGAGUUGAAGCAGACAGAAGGUAAACAUCCUCAGGGAGGAGUGAAGUUUCACCGUGGUGUGGCCAUUGAAAAACAAAUACUCUUCUUCUUCCCCAUCGGGACCAUUUUAUCAAAGUUUGUUCAUUUCCGUUAACCACAUAACUAAUAAUUUAAUUGUUAUUCUUUUUUAGCACUACUUAUUUAUCUUGGAUUUUGUAAUAUAUACAAUUGUUUUAUUUGCUCAUGGGCACUUCUGGCAACUUGACAAAUGGACUGAUGCAGAUUUGAGAGAGUGACGACGUGGAAAAUGAAUUUAACCACUUUCUUAUUGGGUUGUCUUGCUUUCUUACAUGAACUUUUUUUUUUAAUCAUUGAAAGGAAUUUAGUGUAUAAUAUGUGUUUGUAAUUGUGAUUAUGAUAGAGGCCUAUCUCUGUUUACAUGCAUAGCUUUGAGUUAGGCUAAAUACAUCAGAAGUGUUCUGCUGACCACAUAAGAAGUUAGUAUUGCCAAUCUUUCACUGCAUGUGAAAAUGUGACCAAUUUAGCACAAAUUCUGUCUUCGUUCCAGAAAAAUCAGUAAAUGCACAUGCCCUGUUGACUGGAGAUCAGUAGUGUCAUCUUCAUAAAGCAAGACAACAUUAUGACACUUUAAAACAGUAUUAGCAAAGAAGUCUAUUUGUUAACCCACAAAUGUAGCUUCAAGCCAGACUCACAGGUAGCAAAAUGAAUUAGCACACCUACUUUUACUGACUAUUCAACAUAUAUUGAAUCUUUAACAUGACUUUAAAGGAUAACUAUUUACAAAGCUGUUUUAAAGUUUUUCAAACAUGAUAGAAAUUUUCUAAAUGUUAGUAAGAGAGAAGCUUUUAAAACAGUACAUUCCUGAAUAAAACAAUAAUAUUGUAUCUUAAGGCUGUCUGAUGCACAUGAUUGCAUUUUUUUGGCAAAUUUUAGAAGCAUUUAUGGCUUUGUCUUUAGUGUAACAAGAUCACAGGAUGAAAGAUGAACAUUCAGGUUAAUUAUCUAGACUUUUGUCCGCAGUACAUGAUCCAUCCAGACAUUUGCGAAUGUCAGGAGAAAAAUGUGAAUUAUCAUUUAUCCAGAUGCGUGUCAUCUCAAGGACAAAGCCUGUGAAAGUACAGCUGAAAUGGUUGCAUUGUAGUGUGCAUUAAUCUUUUGAUGUAGUGGUGUAAAAAUGCAAUGCUAAACUAAGGAAGCAGGUGACUGCAGCCUUUGGCUCAAGUGCACUACUCUGAUAACUGUCAGUGCCUGAGGUUGUGAUUGGUGACAUUCUGACACUGCCCAAGGCAACUCACCCUCUAUUCCUCCUUUCUCCCCUCCCUUCCAAUUCAUUGUCGUUUUUCUCUUCUUUUCUCUAAUUUGUUACUAAACAAAUUCCAGAGUUUGUUUAGUAACCGAGUGUUCCUUAGUUGCCUGGUAGCAAUAAAACAAGUGAAUAGGAAAAUGAUUAAUAUAUUAUUCUGUUAUUCUAUUUAGCUUGUAAAACACAUGGAAUCUGUUUAAGAUAGCCCUUGUAAAGUUGGACAUUUACCUGUAUUAUAAGUACCCACAGCUGUGUCUCUGAAGUCCUUUGAAAUAUCUCAUUUUCUUGAAAUUUUUUUAAUUUUUGAGAACACAAUAAGCAGAAUAUUCUAACACCUUUGGCCCUAAAAAUCCUUUAAUUAGUUUAUGGCUUCAUCUCCUUAUCUAUUUUAAAAACACAGUAAAUACUGUUUCAUGGUUUUCAGUCUGAUUUUUCCUUCGUUUUCACCCAUUUAGGUGUGAUGUGUUGGAGUCAACUUGUACAGGCUUGCCAAUUGUUAUAUUUUCAAGAAUUUUGCAAACUGGUUGUUCAAUACAGCCAUUAUUUAAAAUGAAAUGAUGUGUACUUACAAUUGAAUGAAUUAUAUUAAGGACAAAAGUAACAAAUACUAUACUCAAAAAUCUUACAUUUUACUAUUUUCUAACCUCUUAAGAUUAUUUACAUCUAGUAGGUAUGUAUGUAGAAAUACUACUUAAUAGUAUGCUACUGAACAUAUCCUCUCAACUCCAUGUUCACUACUUCUUGUUACUACAAUGGCUUGAAAUUGGCCGUGGUAGAAAUAUUUACAUCACAGAAAUUAGCAAUAUGUAAGAAACUGGGGCUUUCUCCCCCUCUAGAUUGCUGGUUGAUAAGCAUUCAUCAGCACACCACUGGGUGAAAUUACAAAUUUUUUUAUACAUAUGUUUUGCUUACCAUGUUGCCAAAGGGAAGAACAUUUCUCUUAGAUGUCUUUUCUCCUCUUUGGAUUUGUUACAAACCUAUUUAAGUGCUCAGUCCCUGACCUGCCUCUCCAAGUAAGCCUUUUUCUUUUUUUUUCUCACUCUCUUUCUUGCCUUGCCUCUUAAAAUCCCGGACCCUAUAGAGCAUUCCUUGCAGCCCCACAGUGCUGUGAACUGGGGGCUAAAGCAGUUGUUGGCAAACUCUGGCAGAAAGCAAGAAAAAAAAAAAAAUCAGAGUUCAACCAUGGCUGUUUCUUUUGUACAAGCAGUUAUUGAUAGUAUUAAAGCAAGAUAAUGGAAAAUUAUCAAAAAUAUAGCACUGUUUUUAGCUUAUAAAAUAGUUGGGUCCCAUGCAACAGAGUCUAUGAAAUGAAAUGUUGAUUACUAAUCAGUUUGUUUUAUUAUUACUUGUGUUUUUAAAGUGGCUUGAAAGGUGGCGUUUCCAUGAGUAUGCACAUAUUGACGAUAAUCCUUAGAAAAAUAUACACUUGAGGAGCCUAUCCACCAUUUAAUUAGCCUAGGACUUCAUCCCUCUCUCUGCCCAAAGUAUGUGGAAAUGGUAGCUCUUUCAUCAUCAUGGGCACAGUUAAUCCUUUGCUAUCCAUUGUAAUGGGGCAUAAUGUAUAUAAAAUUUUUUUCUAUGUAUUUGUUUUGCCAGAUACUGUGUUGAGAUAUUUGGCAAUAUUUGGAUAACUGAUUGAAGGGAGAUAACUUCUCCCCAGGCCUAUCUCCCCCCCACUUUUAGAGUUGUGCAGGUCCACUUUAAGUGUAAAAUCAUUCACCUGGACUUGUGGGCUCAUAUCACCAACAUCUAUUAUGGCAUAUGUAGAUGAUGUUUAGGAGAUAAACCUUAGAAGUCUAGAAAUCAUAUGAUUAGUUCAGCACUGCAGCUCCCCAUCUGCUUAUUGUGUAUAACUGGAAGCUGUUUUCAUCCUCAUCAGCGUGAUUAAAUGACUUAGUUUCUUUCAUCUUUGGAGGGUAUAAUGUAAAUAAGUGUCGUGUGUGUAUGUGCAUGUGUACUGUCAGAUAUCUAACUAGGUAUUUGGCUACAUCUGGACAACUGAUUGAAGGGAGAUGCUCUCUCCCCAGUCCUCUUCCCUUGUCCUUUUUAGAAUUGCUGCAGGCCCAGGUUAAAUAUGAAAUUACUCCCUAGAGUUUGCAGUUUAUGUUACCAACCACCACAUUUUAUAGCUAUGUAGAGGAUGACUCUUAGGAAAUAAAUAUUAGAAGCCUAGAAAUCAUUUAGUUGUUCUAGCACCAAAUCUAUCCAUUUGCCUAAUGUAUUUAACAUUCCAUCCUCAUCAACAUGAUUAAGCCCCUUUCUUCCAUCUUUGUAGGGCUCAUUGUAUAUAAAUAUUUUGUACAUAAAGAUCAUCAAAUACUGUAAUGAGGUAUUUGGCUUCAUCUGGAAAAUUGAUUGGAGGGAGACGCAGUCUCCCAGCCCUACUUCCCUUGUCCCUGUCCAAGUUGCUGCAGGCCCAGGUUAGAAGAUUACCAACCUGGAGGGGCAUGCAGUUCAUCUUACAAUAAAAGUCCAUUCAUUUAAAAACUCAGAAAUCAUCCCAGUGCCUGUACUCCUCAAACCAAUUUCCCUAAGGGGAGACUGGCACACCAGCCCAAAGAACAGGUGCUUCUCUUCCAACAGAAACAUGGCCCCUGACAGGGCACCAGCAUUAGGGAAACCAAUGUCUUCCGUAUAGCUGCCAUGAGAAUAUUUCAGAUGCUCAAACUGAAAACUCUUAAAACCAAUGUUAAGCAUCAGCAUGCUUUAAGUGUAAGAUAGCCCUCUGGAAUUUACAAACACAUGUGCAGCUAUUUCCUUGUUCACAGAUAUGAUGUACUCAGCCCUCUCCUAGGCACUAUGAAGGAGACAGAGGAAGCAUAAAAAUUCUGGACUAAUAUAAUUUUAUAUGUCUUUCUGGGAUUGGGGAGUAGAUCGAGUGCCUUUUUUACAAAGAAGAUCCCAUAUUUAAUUCAAGUAUUUAUAGCAUCAGCAAAAAAGGGCAGAGGGCAGGAAGUUGAGAACACUAGGUUCUGUGCUAUGUUACCUGUAUUCGGUAGAACUGUUUCUGGAGUCAGGUUUUAAGUCACAAUCCUGAAGCUUCCUUCCCCUCUUCCACCAAUGAUGCAAUAAUAGCUGUUUUCGUUUUAAUUAGCAGAGAACUAAGAGGAAAGGUCCUAGCUCUACCUUCCACUCGCAACUUCCCUUUACCUCCCCUUAUUGCUUUCAUCUCAAAUAUCCCUGCUACUCAACCAAUCCUAAAGCUAACGUACUGAGACGCACACAAAGGAAAGGUGUGAGAGUGCUUGGAAGCAUCCAGCUGAGCCCACUGGAGGAAAAUCACACGAUAGGGCCUCCUGUUGUGAUACACUGGCCAGAGAAAAGCGCCAAGAACUUCAGGGAUGUUAUUCACUGCUUUCCUACUCCCCAGCACUAGAUCAGAUUGGAUUUUACUUUGUAGUUCAGAAGUUAAGAAGUCAAAUUGCUGACCGAGGUGGGGAAGGAGGAUGGAAAUUAAAGGUUUACAUUUGUUUAAUGGCAGAACUGAGAUUUGCUCUGCUUACCUCUUUCCCAUCUGUCUGUAAUAGCAAUGACUCAAUAAUCAGUAGACCAAUGGAAGAGGAGUUGCAAGUUUAAAUUUAUAACCUGACUCUGGGUUCUGUUCUAGAAACAGUACAUGUUUUAGAGGCUUUGCCAGUUGGGAUACAUUGUUGACUUGGGGGAGGCUGAAGGAGAGAGCUGACAACCUAGACACAGAAAAGAGUAAUUAACUAACUAGAUUUUCUUCUGAUCUCUUCCAUGGUAGUGAUUCUGAGCACAUUGGCCCAGCUAGUUGGUAUGGUGAAGGGGCACCGUACUAACAGAUUUGGAGACUGAAUCCUAAUCCCAUCACCAACACUUAGCAGGUAUAUGAUCAUGGGCAAUUCAUUCAAUUGCCUGCCAAUUAUAGACUAUAUAGGGGGAAGAGCACUGGAUUUGGAGUCAAGAAACGUGGACACUUGGCUCCACCUUCCUUAGCUGAGUAACUUUGGGCAAACCACUUGGUCUCUCGAGCCUAAGGUUCUUCAGCUAUAAAAUGGGAAUAAUAUCUUCACUAACUACCUCACAGAGUUGUGGUAAGAAUAUAAUCAGAUAACUGGAUACAAACACUAUAUAAACUGGAAAGCGCCAUACAAAUGUGAGAGAUCAGUUUUAUUAUCAAAUCACUAUUUUCCACUGCCUCUUGAAUCGGUUUUAUUCUAACCAACCAUUACAUCUUCCUCAUCUUUUGGAGUGUGGGUAAUUGAGGCUUGGGUGUGUCAUCAGGGACUGGAGUGAUUUCAGCUCCCACAUAGAGGUGGGAGAGGUGGUUGAUGGGGGGUGGAAGUUAGAUACCAGUGAUGUAUAUGGUAGGACAUUUUCCUGGGUCACUUUGACAGUACCUUGGGAAAUUGUCAGAAUCCUUGCAGAGGGCCAAGGCUGGGCACAAGGGAGAAAGCGAGCAGUUGAGAAUUGAGGGGAGGGUCUGGAGCACGACUGCCCUCCUGUCAUUGCUGCGGGUGGGCGAGGCUAAGACUUCAGGCAUGACUGGAGGCCUAGGAGAGAAGAGUGUCCCUAGGGUUUCAAGAAUUUUCAUGCCUAGCAGCUGAGUAACAAGCACUAGUUCUGAUAGAUAGUGAAGGGGAGAAAAUGCCACCUGUUGUGAGAUCAGCUCUGCAGGGCAGCAGCUGCCUUGUUAUCACCAGCAACCUUAGCCCUGGUCAGUAAUAUUUCUGCUAGGAAAGGUUUUGAAGCAUGGCCUCCAAGGACUUUCAUAAGCCCUUGGAGUCAGGACUGUGUCUCAUCCAUCUUUGUAUCUUCAGUACCAUCUCAUAAGGUGCCUUGUACAUAGUAGGUGCUUAAUGAACAAAUGUUGCUUGAAUUUAGCUGUUGUCCAGCCCCACAGAGUUAUGCUCCAUUUGCCACCGUGUGAUAUUUUUGGCAAACAAUACUGAUUUGGAUGCCAGCUGUAUGUGACUUUGGGCAAGACUCUCCCAUCUAUCUUGUCUUCAUUUCAUCUGUAAAAUGAAGUGAGUGGAUUCAGUGCUCCCUAAGGUCCCUUCCAGCUCCAGUACUUGACAAGCCUAUGAUUCUAAAUCGUUUCCAUUGCCUCUGAACAUGGCUGAGUAAUGCCUCCACUGCAGCUCUGUUUUUCUCCAGGAGGCUUUGUUCAGAGGAGGUCUGACUAUUGCACAGCCAGUUUUUUCUUCCUCUUCAGCAGUUCUUUACUGUCUUCAGAAUAGUUGUGGAUGAGCGGCCUUUUCUGAAAGGAUACUUAAAAAUAUAUACUAUUUAGGCUGGGCAUAGUGGCUCAUGCCUGUAAUCCCAGCACUUUGGGAGGCCAAGGCAGGUGGAUCACCUGAGGUCAGGAGUUCAAGACCAGCCUGGCCAACACGGUGAAACCCCGUCUCUACUAAAAAUACAAAAAAUUAGCUGGGCCUGGUGGCAAGAGCGUGUAAUUCCAGCUACUGGGGAAGCUGAGGCAGGAAAAUCGCUUGAACCCAGGAGGUGGAGGUUGUAGUGUGCCGAGAUCACACCACUGCACUCCAGCCUGGGUGACAAGAGCAAAACUCCAUCUCAAAAAAAUAAAUAAAAUAUAUACUAUCUUGCUCCUCAACCAGUGGGAAAGGAGAGGAGGGGAGGCAAAGAAAGAAACUGAGCACAGUAAACACAGCAUUUUUUGUAGGCUCUUAUUUAAAGUGUAUGUGUGUAUGUGUGUGUGUGUGUGUAAGUAUUGACUAGGAAACAGAGGGAAGCCAAUCAAAAGUAUACUGUGCAAUUGAGAGAGGCUGACCCAGGAUUUAAAACUUCUUUUGGGUAAUCUAACUGUGAGUAGAUAGGAAUCGGCCAUAUGGUGAAAUGAGAUCAAUAGGAAAUGUGCUUUUUGAGGAAAUUUUAUUUUAGUACCAAAUGUUGCCAGUGACAAUCUUCAGUUAAGAAAUAAGUUAUUCUGACCUAAAAUUCUUAUGUCCGCCACUUUGGUUUAAAAACAAAAGCUCUUAUAUACAUGAAAUAAUUAUAUUUUAAUUAAGCCUUUAGCUUAGUUGUUUUCAUCUCUUCAAGGAAAAUGAAUAAGCAGCAUUUUUCAUUGUACUUAAAAAUGUAAAAUAUCUGCAUGCCACUAAUCUGUAACAUUUUACCAGUUCAGAUGCCUGUAAUGUGUGACUUUAUGUGUGUCUGUGUUGUUUUGAAAAUAACAAAGGAAGUAAUACUUUGUAAACUGUUUAAACAAGUGUUUAAACUUCUAUUGGCAACAUUUAUUGGGCUAAGCAGUUACUGAAAACUCCAUAUAGUUUUAUUUUCCAUUUGAAACUUCAAUCAAAUCAAGACUAUUAUAUUCAUUAGGGAAUUAAAGACUAAUUUGCCUUUUAAAUGUGAAGUUGAACAUUGUGUGGAAAGUAAAUGUGUGAUAAAGCAAAAUGUAUAAAGUUUGAAAUAUUAUACUUUUACCCUGGAUAAUUAUUCAGGACCCCAGUUGGCCCAAAUAGGUGCAAUUUUUAAUACUUUGAAAUUAGCCAGCCAGACUUAAUGCUAAGGUAAAUGUAAACUGUUUUAAUUAAUUAGCUUUCAAAGAUAUAAUGUAUCUAUUUCUGUCAGGAAUGAUAUUUCCAAAUGAAAAUGUAAAGAACAUUGGGAAUUAAUAAACUUUCCUUUCGAAGUAAAAGUAAA